GUCCAGAGUUCAUAGUGCUUCAGAACGCGGAAGUGCCGUCGAUCCGUCCAUAGUGGAAGUGCGGUUGUUGAAAAUGCGGUAAAACAUCGACAAAACAUCCAAUUCACACAUGUGUCGGUGUGUGUGAGCAAGACAUGGUGCCAGAACAUGGGAAUCAGCAGAAACGCUCGUCGCAGCCGUCUAAUAGCGAGGGUGACGCGGACGGAUCGUUCGUGUUUGAGGCUAAAGAGGCCUGGAAGGAUUUCCACAACUCCCUCAGACAGUUUUAUGAGAACGGAGAGCUGUGUGACGUCACUCUGAAGGUUGGGAACAAACUGAUACCAUGUCACAAACUGGUUCUGGCCUGCGUGGUGCCGUACUUCCGCGCCAUGUUCCUCUCAGAUAUGGCCGAGGCCAAACAGGACUUGAUUGAGAUACGAGAUUUCGACGCCGAUGCCAUCCAGGACCUGGUGCUCUUCGCGUACUCCUCGCGCCUGACUCUGACGGUGGAUAACGUCCAGCCGCUGCUGUACGCGGCGUGUAUCCUGCAGGUGGAGCUGAUCGCUCGGGCCUGCUGUGAAUACAUGAAAGCACACUUCCACCCCUCCAACUGUCUGGCCGUCCGCACCUUCGCAGAGAGUCACAACAGGGUGGACCUGAUGGACAUGGCUGACCGCUACGCAUGCGAGCAUUUCAGUGAAGUGGUGGAGUGUGAGGAUUUCAUCUGCGUCUCGCCGCAGCACCUCAAGACGCUGCUGGCCUCCAGUGACCUGAACAUUCAGUCUGAGACUCAAGUGUACAACGCCGCUGUCAAAUGGCUUAAAGCCAAUCAGAAACACCAUGAUGUCUGGCUGGAUCAGAUCAUGUCUCAGGUGCGUCUUCCUCUGCUGCCGGUGGAUUUCCUCACAGCCACUGUUGCUAAAGAGGAGAUGAUCAAGGCUAAUUUGAGCUGCAGAGACCUUCUGGACGAAGCUCGAAAUUAUCAUUUGCACCUUAGUAACAAGAGCGUUCCUGACUUUGAGUAUUCGAUCCGUACGGCUCCCCGCAAGCACACCGCAGGUGUGUUGUUCUGCGUCGGGGGACGAGGGGGAUCCGGAGACCCGUUCCGCAGUAUCGAGUGUUACUCCAUCAGUAAAAACAGCUGGUUCUUCGGCCCUGAAAUGAACAGCAGACGCAGACACGUGGGAGUGAUUUCAGUAGCAGGGAAAGUUUAUGCUGUUGGAGGCCAUGAUGGCAACGAGCACCUCGGAAACAUGGAGAUGUUUGAUCCACACACCAACAAGUGGAUGAUGAAAGCCUCCAUGAACACUAAACGGAGGGGGAUUGCGCUGGCUGCUCUCGGCGGACCCAUCUACGCUAUCGGAGGUCUGGACGAUAACUCCUGCUUCAGUGACGUGGAACGCUAUGACAUCGAGUCGGACCGCUGGAGCGCCGUGGCUCCUAUGAACACACCCAGAGGAGGCGUGGGAUCUGUGGCGCUCGGGGGCUAUGUGUACGCGGUUGGGGGAAAUGAUGGUGUUGCUUCGCUGUCCAGCGUGGAGCGCUUCGACCCUCAUCUGAACAAAUGGACAGAUGUGCGAGAGAUGGGGCAGCGGCGCGCUGGAAACGGUGUCAGCGAACUCAACGGAUGCCUCUACGUUGUUGGUGGGUUUGAUGAUAAUUCUCCGCUGAGCUCAGUGGAGCGCUUCGACCCCAGGACCAAUCACUGGGAGUAUGUGGCGGAGUUGACCACGCCCAGGGGCGGAGUCGGCGUUGCCACGGUGAUGGGGCGUGUCUUUGCAGUGGGGGGCCACAAUGGAAACAUCUACCUGAAUACGGUGGAGGCCUUCGAGUCCCGGAUGAACAGAUGGGAGCUGGUGGGCUCUGUGUCUCACUGUCGGGCCGGUGCUGGAGUCGCCGUCUGCUCCACUCACAUCAGUCAGAUUCGAGACGUCGGCCAGGGCUCCAGUAACGUCGCUGACUGUAUGUAGCUACAUCGUCAGAGUUUGACACACUACAACACUAACGCUUCAGCCUAAUUACACACCAAACACCUGCUUUCAGCUGUAAUGUGGCUCUGAAUCAUCUGUGUACUACAUGACAAGAAAACUUUUUGCUUGAGUUUUGUUAGUGGAAAGUGUUUGUUUUUUUUAGCAGUGAGAUCACAUGAUCACUGUAUGUGUUGUUUGUACUGAUUUCUACUGCUGAAAGUAAUUUCUCUCUUCUACAUAAGAAAUCUUCUCAUUCUUGUGUUUGAAUGACAAAAGGACAUUAGAUAUUUAUUUAUGCACAAACUUAAAAAACCCUAUUUUGUGACUUCAGGACACAAAGAACAAUCAAAAAGAGAUCGUUCUAUAACCGAGUGUUUGUUUGCGUGAGGACAAUCACAGCAGUGAUCAAGACAAAAUGAGAGAUCCAUGAGCACUAGCAGAGUCAUUUCUAACGUGACACAAUUAUACUUCUGUUGUGAGCCACGUCUCAUUUAUGACUUCAGCGAGACUGUCUUAAUGGAACCCUGCAUAGGAUCUAGACUGGUUUUGGGUUUAGAUUUGUGUUGAACCGUCUGGAGCGAUGAUGUGCUUCUGUUGUUGUUUUUUUUCACUGCCAAACAUGAACAGCAAGCUCAGAGAUGCUUUUAUAUAUUGCUGUUGUAUAUUACAAAUGUAAAGCUUUUCUGGCUUGAAUUUGUGUUUAAUGUUUUACAUGAUUUAGUUCAAAGUGGAAAAAAGAUAUGAUUACAUUUUAAAACAGAUCCAUUGUAAAUUGAGGGAAUACAGAUGGGUUAGUUCAAAAUGACAUUGAAUUCUGAAUAUGAAAUAUUUAUUUUAUGUAAUGCAUCUAUUUCUUAGAUUUGGUAAACAGUUCAUAUUGUUGCUUUUAGUUAGUAAUUAUUGGUUGGACUCCAGCAUGUCAAUCUGAUUAUAUUUGAGAUCUGCUGUUGAAAUGUUGAUAUUGUUGAAAUCUGUUUUACAUUAUUCUGGUGUCACAGAUGUUAACAUGUUGCAUUCGGUGAUGUGAACAAACAAUACAUUUUCAUAGAGCAAUUUAUUUGAAUGAUUUUCAAUGUUAGCUGCAUUUCUGUACCUGCUGAUUUAAAAGCAGUAUAUCUGAAAGAUAUUUCUCUCAAACAAAGUUAAUCUGUCUGAAGAAUUACACUUUAUAGCACAUUUUCCCAUGUGUACAUUUUGUUUUGCUCAAUAUGUUUAUUUAUUCCCUUAAUUUUUUCCUUUUGUGACCUUAUUUUUUAACCUUUGUAAUGAUUGAAUAAAACAAAAAAGCAAAGUG
Messenger RNA from Carassius carassius (crucian carp), 3243 nucleotides. RefSeq names its product kelch-like protein 8. NCBI's taxonomy places the organism in Eukaryota, Metazoa, Chordata, Actinopteri, Cypriniformes, Cyprinidae. The transcript has 10 exons. Gene Ontology annotation, molecular function: protein binding. The record is from RefSeq and is a predicted model, not a curated record. Bases 135 to 1949 code for a protein of 604 amino acids.